Molecule: messenger RNA, 948 nt
Organism: Lindgomyces ingoldianus
Lineage: Eukaryota; Fungi; Ascomycota; Dothideomycetes; Pleosporales; Lindgomycetaceae
Exons: 2
Coding region: 1-948 (315 amino acids)
Biological process (GO): homologous chromosome segregation; attachment of mitotic spindle microtubules to kinetochore; meiotic sister chromatid segregation
Cellular component (GO): monopolin complex; mitotic spindle; nucleolus
Molecular function (GO): microtubule site clamp; protein binding
Source: RefSeq, a predicted model, not a curated record
AUGGACAUCGAAGAGUCGAUUGAGGUGGACGAGAUUCCCGAGACUCUCCCUCCCCCACCUUCACGAGCCACCGCCCGUCGUGCGCCUCAACCAUCCGCCAAUCAACGUCAGCCGGCAGCAGCACACCGUCGAGCAGGAAGCGCGUCGGACUCAGAGCGAGAUCCAGCGUUGAGGCGAAAGCUAGGUGACAUCACCAGGAAGCUAGAGGCCAUGACAACCAAGUAUGAGAGCUUGAAAGAAGUCGCAACAUCCGGCAAAGACACGAACUUCGACCAACUGAAGCGAAAGACAGAACAGGCUUCCAAGGACCAAGACGCUAUCAUCAAGGCGCUGAAACAGCAAAUCGCCGAAUACCAGUCCCGAACCUCAGACAUGUCUGCCAUGAAGAAAGACGUCACAAAACUAGAGAAGGAGAAUUCUCGCCUCGCAUCCGAGAACAAGACACUCACGAGCUCCCUGUCCUCGGCACAGAACGAGAACAAGGCACUUACCGCGAAGCUGGCAGCGGCCCGCUCCUCUGUCCCUCCUGAGUCCAAAAACGUCCCUGGAAGCGCCGUAAAGCCGCGCUCAGUCGUACUCCCCGGUUCUGCGGAAGCCGCCAAGGAAGCACAGCUCCGACAGCUCAAAGAAGACCUCUACAGCGACUUGACCGGCCUGAUCGUCCGCGGCGUGAAGAAAGGCAGCGAAGGAGAAGACGUGUAUGAUUGCUUACAAACUGGUCGCAAUGGAACCCUCCAUUUCCACCUAUCAGUCGCAGCAGACGGUGACAACUAUGACGAUACCGAGUUCGGGUACUCACCGCUAUUGGACGAGAAUAGGGACAAGGAUCUGUUAGAUAUUCUGCCAGAUUAUCUGACUGAGGAGAUUGCGUUCCCGAGAUGCCAUGCCUCGAAGUUUUAUAUGAAAGUUGUCGAUUGUAUGACAAAGAAGGUUGUUAUUGAGGAGUGA